AUGCUCGGAGACUAUCACGACCAAUUGCAGUACCGCACUGUGGACACUCAAUGCAACCCGGACAUCUUGGAGGAUCCUUGGUGCGUGCCGGUGGACGAGGGUCACUGCUUCCAGAUCGAGGGCUUGGGCGAGAUGCAUGCCUGCGAGCUCACGCCAACGAUCGGUGGCAAUUACCUACUGAGGCUUCUGGUGAAUGGACAAGAUGCCUCGUAUGCUCUCUGGGCGGAAAGCUUGGGCAGCUUCAGCUUGGAAGACGGAACCGCCUACAUCCGCGGACCUACGGCCAUUUUGGUGAACAUCGGGGAGAUCAACGCCACGACCUCCACCAUGGAGGGACCGGGGCGCCUCCUCGAGGGUAACACGGUGGGAGUCCCUCAGCCACUUCUGGUGCAACUGAAGGACCAGUAUGGAAACAAUCGCAUUGUUACGGGGUCAGACUUCCAGCAGCGGCGCAAUGGCAUCGCAGCCACGCUUGGUGACCGUGAGCUGGACACGAUCGUCUACGACAACGGGACUAUCGAAGUUACGGUGCUUGCAAUUCAAGCAGGCUACCACAACCUUCGUGUAAGAAUUGGAGCAGGCUGCCUCCAGGUGCCUGUGCGCGAUCCUUGUGAAGACAUUUCGGGUUCCCCGACUACGCUGCUCUGGUGGAAAGAGGCAGAAGUCUCCGAGAACGGAAUGACUUGCCAAACACCUUAUGCAAUGGAGGCUGGGAGACAAUACCACUUCACAUGCACCGGACGCGAUGUCUUCGGCAACAUAAACAGAGAUCAUGAGCUGAAGCUGACCUCCUUCUUCAACUACGUGGAUCCAGAGGGCUUCGAACCGCCGGAUGGCUGGUUCCGCGGCAACCUUAGUGAGAACUUCAAUCAGACAGUUGUGGGCAGCUAUCUGGCAUCAGAUGGCAGGUAUCAUUUCGACAUCACGCUGUACCGAGCCGGCUUCUACCAGCUGAUUAUUGAAAUGGUCAAAGUUGGCUCCGAGCCAGCCAUCGUCCUGGCAAGCAACGUGCUGGCAGAAGGACGUCCCGCUGGUGAAGCGACUUACGUGCUUGGAUUCCCGUCGCUGCCUUCCUUCAUGUCGUCGGUGGUGGGUGGCUUUGUCACGGCCGUCGCCAACGUGGCCAACGAGGUCUCUGUGCAGACAAGGGACCGCUUCGGCAACGCAGUUGAAACCGCAAGCAGUGCGGAAGUGGUUGCACAACUGCGGGGACGCUCUCCUGUGCAGCUGUCCUUGCUGCAUCUCAUACAAGGUCGGUAUCGCGGGGCCCUUGUGCCAUUUGCGGCGGGGCCCACGCUCCUGGAGAUCCGGGUAGCUGGGGAAGAGAUCGUGGGCUCUCCGUUCGAUUUUCUGGUCACACCGGGUCCUAUGGUGACCACAAACUCGCUUGUCGAGGGUUUCCCCAGCGAGCUCACUGCCGGUGUACUGUCAUGCUGGAACAUCACAUUGAGGGAUGCCACAGAGAACCACUUGCUGUCCGGGCAGUUCGCGGGAGACCCGACGCAGCUCGAGCCUGUGACUUGCUCAGACCCGGGCUCCUACUGCUUCCAUACUCAGCUGAAUGGAACGUUCACCUGCUGCAUCAACAAGACAUCAGUUGAAGAAGUUCCGGCAAACUACUUAAUCGACACAUUUCCAUUCACCUGCCAAAUUCGCGGCGACAACAUCUUUGCACCAGAAAACAUCAAGCUGUGGCCACAUCCGGUGUCGCCCUACUGGCCGGACAGCAGCCUGAAGAUUGGCAGCGGUAUGCUUGGACCGUACGAUUACCCGACCUUCAUCGACGAGCAGUUUGGCUGGAAGGACUGGCCCACAAACUAUUUCCGUCGCGUGCAGAACGUUGACAGCGGGCAGCCGCAGCACCAAUGGAACCGCUUGCGCUUGUGGUACACCGAUGGUUUCUACAAUGUUUUCAAAGGCAAGGCUAGUGAUGAUGCAGCUAUCCUCCUGUGUGAUGUCAAGGGCCCUCACUCACUUGGAGUCAAAACGCUUGGACGGCCCACCCGACCGCUGUAUCGACUGCCCUACACCUUGGACCAGGAGCUCGGAGUUUUCGAGGUUGAGCUCAAGUUCGAGAAAGCCGGUUAUCACAAGGUCUUCUGCUCCACUGCAGCGCGUGGUGGAAUGAAUGUAGAGUAUCGAGACACCGAUGGCAGUACUUUCCGGCGCGUUGUGGAGGGUGUCAACAUCUCUGCUCUGGAUCAGCUGCCUGUGGACGAGCAAGGAGGCUCAGCGCGGUGGGAUGCCCUGCUGUAUCCGCCAACGUCUGCGAACUACACCCUUAUUCUUGUGUGUCGUGGAAGGGAUGCGGUGCUUAUCUUCAACUCAUCGCUUCGCGUCACCAUUUCGACAACGGAUGACACCGUGGACCAGGAGCAACUCGCGGUCAUUGGACCGCUAGACCUGCAAGCACAAACGGCGUAUUCGGUGCAAGUGGCUUGGACUUCCCACUCCCUCAGCUCGUCGGUGCAGCUGCGAUGGUCCAGCGAUGGUGGCAUCCCAGAGACAAUCCUGCCUGCGGAAUACCUCUACAACUCGAAGACGCUGCUCUCUGGUUAUCCGAAGACCGUGAAUGUCUCCGACGUGCCUGGUCCAGUGGAAGCCUUCGAGCGAGUGCAGCCGUUCCAGAACGGCAAGAUCCGUCUUCGCUGGAUGCCGCCGCUGGAAUCUAAUGGCAGGCCGAUCAGCUCGUACCGCCUUCGCCAUGACGACGGGCUGGGCGGCGAUUUCACCAAGGAGGUGAGAGUCGAGGUGUCCUUCCUGACAUUUAGCGAAGUCAUCCCAGCAAGCUUCACGGAGGUCGAGGUUCCUGUCCCAGACUCAUAUGGCAACAUCGAUUCACUCCUGGACCCAACGAAGUUGUACCGUUUCGUCGUCGAUGGAGGUGGCAUCUCAGAUCAGCCAGUCGUCAUAGCUCUGCAGCCGGUGGAGAAGGCUGGUGCUCCGCUGAUUCCUGUGCUUGUGGAGUCGCAGGAGCACGAGGCAGACGGAACUGGAUUUAUCAGGAUUCGAAUCUCACCACCGCGGGAGACCAGUGGUGGGCUGAUGGUGCAGUAUCGUGUAUAUGCCAGCUACAUCCUGGAUGGCGUUUUCCCGCCGUUGGAGCUGUGGGCCGAGGGCUCGACCCCGCUGGAGACUGUGGAUGUAACGCUGACAGAUCUCACCGUCGGCCGGACCUACGUUUUUGAGGUGGCCUACCUUUUCUCGCAGGGUGAGUCUGAGAGGAGCCCUCCUCUGGAGCUAAUUUGCUGCUAUGCGGCGAUUCCACAAGCGCCGAGGAACCUUCGCCGGAAGAGCGACACUGGUGGACUUCCAGUUCAGACGGACGAUCGCAUCACGGUCAUCUGGGAUGCUCCAACUUUCGCUGGUGUCCGCGACAUCACCCACUACAAGGUGAGCUUGACCCCGGUCGUGGUUCUGCAAUCCAGCGAGAAGCUGCGCUCGUCCGAGGUACUGAGGAACACAAGGUCAGCCGACGAUCGCGAGAUGCAGUUCGACAGUCUCUCAGCAGGACAGACCUAUGCGCUCCGAGUGGCGGCAGUCUCCGGUGCCGGAGAUGGACCUUGGAGCGAAGAGGUGGUUAUGCCGGCUUCGGGCUACAGCACGGAACCGCGUGAUCUCCAUGUCGCCUUGCAGUCGAACUCCUCGAUCCAAUUUGCCUGGGGCGAGCCACUCCGUGUGGGCGCUGGCGGUUUGCGAGGUUAUUCCAUCUAUGCCAACGUCUCCACAUUGGCAGCAGCUCCUGCACCAUACCUUGUCGGGCAGACCGUGGCAGGUCAGAACAGCUUCAGCUUCACUGGCUACAGCUACGUUGCCACCGACGGCCGCCUUCGCAAUGUAGGUCUGAUCCCAGGACGGCUCUACGAGGUCUUCGUGGUUGCCGAGAAUGCAGCAGGAGUUGGCCCGGCCUCCGUGUCCUCGACGAUCUCGGCGGUGGCCGCCUCCAAGCCCUCUGCUCCCCAGGCCUUCGCGGUUGACCUCGAGGCGUUGAGUCAAGGAGUGGUGGACCUGUCCUGGCAGAUGCCUUCAACCGAUGGUGACUCCCCGAUCGAUGCCUACCGGGUGCAGCGCAUGAAGGAGUGGCCCGGAACCUUCCUGUCUCAGUGCUCCGUUCUGCUCAACAACUUGGGCGAGCCUGGUGGCACCUGUGUGAUUGGGGACUUCGCGGCCAAUGGUGUUGGGGAUACUCACCUCAUCGAGGAGAAUCCUGGUCAGGUGCGCAUCUACACUGGCCGCAUUGCCGUGCGGAACGUGGCACGGGAAACCCAGUCUUCUGUGCUAUGCUCAAUAGACGUGUUUGGUGAUCCGCUGUUCCCCACGGCCGAGUAUGAUCCCGGACGCGACGAGCCGCCACUCAGAGAAUGUUACGUGUUGGUGGAGGUUUGUGCUGACGAGCCGGGAGACUGGCAUGAUGCAGACAGCGACGCCUUUGACUGCGGAUGGUACGCGGCGGAGCCAGGACGGUGUGAGAUUUUCGGAGUCCGUUCACCGGGCCUGUGGAAUCGAACUGCCAGUGAGGCAUGCUGUGCAUGUGGCGGCGGCCUGAAGACGAACGAACUGAAGUUCUGCACCAAGGAGCCCGGUUCUAGGUGCGGGCCCCUGCUGGACGGAACAGUCGAAUGCCAGGAGUUUGGUACUUGCGAGUUCAACAGCACCAUCCCUGCUUUCGGUGGCCUCAAGGCAGACUACACUGAUGGAUGCUCGGCAUUCCUUUUCCUCCGCCAGCCUUCAGUUGACCCAUUGCAUCUGACAUGUCACGACUCCAGCCGUUUGCACGUGCAUAUCUGUAAGCUGAAGCUCGCGCUGGCUCCGUUACCUGCAGCGGCCACAGACAGCACUUGGCUGUCGAUGUCACCCAUGCGUGCUUGGGCGACAAUUCCACUGACCCUGCUCGCUGCGGCAGACAGAGGAGCCAACUGGCCGCCCGUGGCUCCAAAGAAUGCCUUCGUACACCUCUUUGAGUGGUCUUGGCAAGAUGUGGCCAGAGAGUGUGAGGAGUGGCUAGGCCCCAAGGGCUUCUCAGCAGUUCAAGUUUCCCCGCCCAUGGAGCACAUCCAGGGCCAGCAGUGGUGGACCCGAUACCAGCCAGUGACUUACAAUCUAACCAGCCGCUCUGGCAACGAGAAGGAUUUCAGAGAUAUGGUCAGCCGGUGUUCCAAGGUAGGUGUCAGCAUCAUUGCAGAUGCAGUGAUCAACCAUGCAGCUGCCGGAAAUGGUGUUGGAACAGCAGGAAGCUCCUAUGGCGGACGAUCAACUGCUAUCUAUUCUCAAGAGGACUUCCACCACAACCCUGAUGACACCAGCCGGAACUGUGGUGUGAGCAACUACAACGACAAGUUCAACGUUCAGUACUGUGACUUGGUCGGCCUUCCGGAUUUGUGCACGGGGUGCUCGCAAGUACAACAGGUCGUCGCACAAUACCUCUCCAACCUGCUCCAGAUUGGCGUUGCUGGCUUUCGCAUCGAUGCAGCGAAGCAUAUGGAUGCAGGUGAACUCAAGAAAAUGCUCGAGCAGACGAAGGGUGGCGUGCCCUGGGUGUUCCAAGAGGUGAUCGAGGGUGGAAACGAGGCAGUGACGCCACAGAUGUACACUGACAUAGGCAAGGUGACGGAAUUUGGCUACUCGAGACAGCUGGCCCCGAACUUCAUAAACGAGGGUAAGAUGAAGUAUUUGGACACCUUCGGAGAGAAGUGGGGGUUCAUGUCUAGUGACUCUGCUGCAGUCUUCUUGGACAACCACGAUACACAGCGUGGCGAGGCGUCGCUGACCUACAAAUCCGGAUCUCUUUACACCCUGGCAAACAUCUUCAUGUUGGCCCACCCCUAUGGUUACCCCAAGGUCAUGAGCUCGUACUACUUCGACGAUCACGACCAAGGCCCACCUGGCCAGCCAGUGCACGGCGAUUCGGGCCUCGCAUGCGGAGACGGUCAGCCCUGGGUUUGCGAGCACCGCCGGCCUGAGAUAGCCAACAUGGUAGCCUGGAGGCAGAGCGCUGGCACCGAAGGGCUGAAGGCAUUUCUGGCUUCAGACGAUGGGAACAGCAUUGUCUUCUGCCGCGGAACUGCAGCCUGUGUCGCAUUGAACCGUGGUUCAAGCAGUUGGAAACUCACGGCCAAGCUCACUUUGCCGUCGGGCAAGUAUCGGGACGUUGUUCGUGCGAGCGACAUCUCGACUUGUCCGAUCGUCGAGGUGAGGUCUGAUGGCUCAGCCGAUCUUGAAGUUCCAUCCAUGAGUGCUGUGGCUCUGCACAUCGGAGCGACCGAGGGGUGCUUUGCUAGCUCGAUGUUGUUGGGCGCAAAGCCCGUGUGGGUACCCACCGGCAGAUUGGUGUUUACGGCAGAUGGAGUUACGCCUGUCUACUUCGGGAAGCUCGAGAGUUCGGUAUGGUCCGUGGCAGACACUAGCGGGGUCGUCGAAUGCAGCCGCGCCAUCGGCGGCAGGGCCGAGGUCACAGGUGUCAAUGACAUCGCCUUCAGCACCCAGCAGUUUUGCUACAUCGUCGAAAAGGACCAGGGAGGUUGGCGGGAGUUGCGUUCGGCGUCCACCUUCAGCACGGAUCUCUUCUACAGCGACGUUCGAGCGGUGCUUAGCCAUCGUUACCAGUAUCGAGUCUAUGCCACGAAUGAGGCCGUUGCAGGUUCAGUGCUCGCGACCCCGGAAAUCUCAAUUGUGACUGGUGGUCUACCGGAUCCUCCGGAAACUGUGGUUUUGGGUUCUGACCAGAUGACAGUCCGCAUCGCUUGGAUCGAACCUCCAGGACAAGGCCUGAAAGUGGAAGGCUAUCGAGUUUAUGUCGAUGGCAAGUUGGCUUAUGAUGGUGCAACGGACUCCGUCACAAGGGAGUUCACGUUGCUGAACUGCACACGUGGAGAGCUGCGCGACCUGGCGGUUGCUGCCGUCAAUGCUGGCGGAGAGACCUUGGUGCCGACGGUCAUUACGCGACACUGUGCACGCCGGCCCUUCAAGCCCGAGCCACCAACCAUUGUGUAUGUUGACUGCGUGAAGGAAGCCACACCUGACAGAAUGUUGAUCGACAAUCACAUCCGCAUCGCUUACAAAGAGCCGGAAGACAACGGAGGAGUGCCGCUGACUGGCUGGCGCAUUCAGCGGGCACAGGGAGAAUCCUUAGCUUUCCGAGGCGUCGGCCCUUUGUUCCCCAUCCCUGAGAAUGAAGUCUGGUUUGACGACUUCAACGACCUGGAUGGAGCCGGAAAAAUCGGCUUAGUUUGGGGGGAGAUCUACAAGUACAGAGUUGUGGCAGUCAACGACAUCGACAUCUGGGACGACGAGAGCGCAUCCGAUUACACGAUUGUACGAUGUUCCAACGAGGCACCUGAGGUUCCGUGGUGGCUGCAAUUAAAUGCAUCCACGACGACCACCACAACCACUGCCGCUGACAACCAGACUUUCGCUGCGGACUUGGUAACGGGCUUCGUUUGGAGCGUGGAGGCCACAACGACCACCACAACGUUGACAGCUAUGGAAAGCAGCCAUGCCUUUGCGAAACUGGCAGACGUGGACCCCAGGGACUGCUAUUUACCUCAGAAUGUUACUGAAGAGCCCUUCAACUUUUCCGCAACGAUCGUGCAGGCUUUGGAAGCCUUCGAUCUGCCACCUGCACCAACAAUCUCCGUCGCUUGGUCCGCGUGCAACACCUCGGUGAGAAAAGGAGAUCCGUGCAAGGAGUUCUUCCCAGACAGGUCUGACGUUGUGGCAUGUGCUAGACUGGAGUUUCGACCCACUCAGCCGGCGAAUAUCUCGUGCCCCGUGGAGUGGUACGAAAUAGAGCGCAACGAAGAGCUGAUUGCCACGGUCCGGCCAUCGCAAAACGGCUUGGUCGAUGCUUACACGGCCGACACAUUUACUGCCUCCCACUACGAUGGCUUUUUUGGCACCCGCUUCACUUGUUUCCAGACUAUUCCGAAUCGCGACUUACACGACAAACAGCUGUACAGGAUCCGUGCCCAGAACUGUCGAGGAUGGGGUGCGUGGUCGGAGGAACUUCCAGUCCCAGUGGCUGCUCCUCCAGCGCCAGUUUGUGGCCUUUGGGGCUUCAACAGCGACUUCCAGUACACAUGCACUCAGCCGGGCUUGUCCGUGACUCCUUUGAACGACACCUCGGCACAGUUUCAGUGGACCUUGCUCCAGGACGUACACCUCGUGGAUGUGGCAAACAAUUUCUCGCGAAUACAGGCUGAUAUCGGUCAAGUGGGCCCUGGCGAUUUCGUGACCUUCUCACAGCAGCUCAUCGGCUCCUACGACCCGCGUGCCCUCCUUGGCUACAGACUGCUUUUGGAUGAUGGUUUGGGUGGACCCUUCCAUCUGGCCUACGACGGCAUCGGCAGGCGCCUGACGAAUACAGCAAAGGUCUUUGGGCUCAUGCCCGAGCGCACCUACCGCGCCUUCGUUCGUGCAGUAUCAUUUGUGGGCGAAGGCAACGCUAGUGACAUGGUGUACUUCAAGAUGGCCAUGCCGCUCCCCGCACCGGUCAACCUUUCCGUCAGCUCCGUAUCAUUGAAGUCCGUCAUGCUGACCUGGAAAAUGCCUUACGCCGAGACAUCUGAUGCCCUUCCGGUUUCCCAGUACAUCGUUCAGAUGGCCAUGGAGCCCGACUUCAGCAAUUGGUUCGACGUGCAGAAUUCGCCCGCCGACAACACGGAGUACAGCAUCCUGGUGACCCAGUUGGAGGCCGACUUCCAAUACGCCCUUCGAGUGAUGGCUAACUCAGAGAACGGCCUGGGCCAUACCUCAGAGUCGCUCUAUUUCUGGGCUGGGCUGCUGCCGAACGAAGGACCUCGCCUCGUUCAGCGCAUUGAGUCUGAGGCAGGCACUAUAAAGAUUCAGUGGGAGAGACCGGGCGGUGCCAUGCUCGGCACAGGCACACGCAUGGAAGCUGUCACGACAGAUUGGGGUGCUCGCGGCUAUAUGUGGGAUCCGGCCGUGGAGGAUCCAAGACUGGUUUUCGAUGGGCUUGGACAUGCCGACACAGUGCAGUUCACGGUUGCAAAUGCAACAUGCGGUGGACAGUACAAGGUUGCUAUGACUACAAUUACAACCAUUGGGGAGGGUCCCUUCUCUACUGCCUUGGACGUGACCAAUGCGAGGCUGCCUGGUGUACCUCGCAAUGUGGUCGUCACAAACACAACGACCUCAUCCAUCUCCAUCGCAUGGGAAGAGCCAGAAGACACAGGAUGUGUCCCAAUCCACCAGUACAGAAUCUUGCGCUACUAUCCCGAAGCCGGGUUUCGAGUCGUGGGCUAUGCCACACCCGCUGACGGCCUCCUGCAAGUGCCAGCUAACCGCACUUACGUGGACGACGGUCGCUGCUUCUUCGCUAGCCCAGCAGAUGACGACGGGUCCUGUACGUGUCCGCCAUCAUGCCUACAAGCAGGUCAACUGUAUCGCUAUCAGAUUCAGGCAUGCGUCUUGGGGGCCUAUGGUGUGGACACCUUGGAGCUCCCUGAGGGUCCUUUGGGCUGUGGGCCAAACUCCAACACUGUCUCUGCCUAUGCCGCGGACCUCUCUGAAGCCCCUCGCGACAUCCGCUUGGGCGAGCCCGAAGGCAGUCAGAUUCUGUUGUACUGGACAGCCCCGAGCACCGACGGCCUGAACGGCUCCAGCUUCACGUACGAGAUCGAAAUGGAUGUGGGUGGCGUCUUUACCACUUUAGGUCUGACGACAGACACCAGCUUCCUCAUCUCUGGCCUACAACUGCAGUUUGCUUACAUCUUCAGGAUUAGCACCUACAACAGCGCUGGCUACGUGACGCGCUCCAAUGGCAUUGGCUACACUGCGACACUUCCGCCUGCUGUUCCGGAGCCAGCGAGCCCCAUUCCAAGGCCUUCCCCGGUCAGCAGCGCCUUCUUUCAGCAUCCUUCCAUGGCCUCGACCCCAGUGCCUGAGGGCGUGUCACUUCGCUUCAGCGCCACAGCCGUCAACGGUUACGCUUGGGCAAUGGUUGUUGAGAGCAGCAACCUCGACAUGGUGACAGCGACAACGAUGAAGGAUGGUACCUAUGCCGUGGGUGGGGCAGCUUGCUAUCGGGCACAGCAGGCGGUUGCACGCGGUGAAGUUUACUUCUGGCGCCUGGGAAGUGACGACAACCCUUCAGAUCCAACAGGAUGCUUUUUAUCGCAUGGUGGGACCUACGCCAUCGCGACCUACGUUCAAAGCGUGGCGAGCUUCGAUGCGGGGCUCACUGACGGAACGUUGUCGGGCCCCAUCGAGUUUACAGUGGUUUCUGGCCUUUCGAACACUUUCUACAGCUCUCCGACGCUCAACAGUCCACUGACCGAGAGUGGAGUCACGCUGGCCUUUACACCACGCAGGCCUGGGUACGGUUGGGCGAUGAUUUUGACGGAAGAACAGGCACGCUCAGCGACGAAGGAGCAUGUCUACAGAUUGGAUGGUGCUUUGGGUGGACCUUUCUGCAAGCAUGGUCCUCGACAGCUUUUUGCCAAUCGAGAAGAAGCGUGGGUCUUCUCAGGCUGCCUCCUGACAGUCGGCAACCGAUAUACCGUUCUGGCCUACAUUUCUGGCAUUGGAGCACACCUGGACGGGACGUUUGAAAGCGCUUCUUCAACUGCAACCAGUGCCAGCAACGCUUUCUCUACGUUCCCAACCAUCUCCGGCCCCCCCAGCGGAGAUGGUAUCACCGUGCAGCUGCGGACGAGGUCGAGUGGUUACCUGUGGCUGAUGAUCACUGUGGGACCCGUGGCACUUACCAUCGAUCUGAUCAAGGCUGGCGUCGGGGCUGUGGGCGCCAGUACCUGCCGCGUGCUUGCAGCGAUUGUGGACGACAGCCUGCAAUCCUUCGAUCUGUCGGACUGCAAGCUAAAUUCUGGUCCCGAGUAUGCCCUGCACUCUUACAUUGAGGGCACGACAUCUUCAGGGAAUGAUGGCAGCUUUGCAGGGACAGUCACGUUCCAGGUCACUCCUUCGAACAUAUUUGUGGUCUACCCAUCCAUCAUCUCAGAGACCACAGGACUUGGCUUCACUUUCCAGAUGACCGCAUCCUUUGCCGGACGCUUCUGGUUGCUUCUUCGCGAAGGCAAUGCGGCCAUCACGGUUGAGGAGAUCAAGUCCGGCACCGGUGCUCUGGGUCUGGCAGAGUGCCAGCGCAGCUCCGAGGUUUUGACGGCGUCACUUCAGGAGUUGGUCCUCACAAAUUGCCAGCUCAGCCAAGACAGACUCUACAGCUUGUACGUGUACAUCGAGGAUUUUAAUGGCAACGACGACGGCAUCAUCGCUGGGCCGAUCAGUUUUUAUGUCCUCGAGGCAAACAACUUUGAGGACUCACCUUUGCCCGUCGAAAACUCCGCCACUCUGGACGGGGUGCGACUAAGCUUCAUGGCCAGCAGAGAGGGCUUUGCUUGGGCAGCCCUCUUCGAAGACUAUGCAGAGGCCUUGGCCUAUUUUCUGGACGUCCCCACCUUCUUGGACCGGUAUUAUCCGACAAACAACGAAUCGUGUGCCCCAGCUGGGGUGCCCGUCCUCGCCUCUGGCAACAUCACAAACAUGACCCUUGCGGACUGCGGCUUGAACUACAGCGCAACAUAUUGGGCAGUGGUCUACAUUGAAGGUAUGACAAAGACGAAGUCCGGGGCAAUCUCAGCGCCUGUUGAAGUGUUUGUGCCUCGCUCCAACGGCUUCCCCUACACACCAUUAGUGCUUCAGGCUCGACCUUACUUUGUCGACGUGGAAGUCCAACCGGUACGAUCUGGCUUCUUGUGGAUCAUCGUGGUGCACGAGAACCAUACUCACAAAGUCGACAGGAAAGCAGUGAAGACUGGCAUCGUGCCAUCAGGUGAGGUCGUGUGUGGCCUGUCUGAGAUCACGGUGAACAACAGCGCGGAGUCACAUCGUGUCGAGGGCUGUCGCCUGCUGGCAACUUAUUCAUACCACGCCUUCUUCUAUGUCGAAGGUUUGCCUAGCCAUUUGGCUCAGCCAAGUCGGGCAGGGCCCCCGCCCCCGCGGAUCUGCUGCAUCGGUGCGGGCUAUGUCGGUGGCCCAACCAUGGCAACCAUCGCAUUAAAGUGCCCAGAUCUUCAGGUGAACAUCGUAGACAUGAACGAGCCGCGAAUUGCCGCGUGGAAUUCCGAUAACCUUCCCAUCUACGAGCCUGGGCUUGACGAGGUGGUCAAGGCAUGUCGGAACAAGAAUCUGUUCUUUUCAACGGAUGUGAAGAAGGGCAUUGAGGAUGCCGACAUCAUCUUUGCUUCCGUUAACACACCCACAAAGACUCAAGGUGUGGGCAAAGGCCGGGCUGCAGACCUCAGAUUCAUCGAAAGCGUUGGGCGCACCAUCGCUCAGUAUGCAAACCGGAGCAAAAUAGUAAUCGAAAAGUCCACGGUCCCCAUCAAGACUGCGGAAGCCAUAGCAAGAGUAUUGACAGCCAAUGAGGAGGCCAACGGCGGCAGAAAGAACUUCUGGAUUCUUUCAAACCCCGAGUUCCUGGCAGAAGGAACAGCCAUGAAGGAUCUAGACAAGCCGGAUCGGGUUCUGAUAGGUGGCCAGGAGCAGGCUGCCAUCAAAGUCCUGGUCGACAUCUACGCCCACUGGGUUCCGAGGGAGAAGAUUUUGACCACCAACCUUUGGAGCUCGGAGCUUUCUAAGCUAGUGGCCAAUGCAAUGCUUGCACAGCGUGUGAGCAGCAUCAAUUCAAUUUCGAGACUCUGCGAGCGCACGGGCGCUGACGUUAAAGAAGUGUCUCGGGCCAUCGGGACCGAUUCCCGGAUUGGACCCAAGUUUCUGAAUGCUUCCGUGGGCUUCGGUGGAUCAUGCUUCCAGAAGGACAUCCUGAACCUGGUCUACAUCUGCCAGCAAUUCGGGCUCGAAGAAGUUGCUGCAUACUGGCAGCAGGUGGUGGACAUGAACGACCACCAGAAGAUUGCCUUCACCAGCAAGAUCAUAUCAGCAUUGUUCAACACUGUGACGAAAAAGAAGAUCGCCGUGCUCGGCUUCGCUUUCAAGAAGGACACAGGAGACGUGCGAGAGACUCCAGCACUCACCGUGUGCGACAUGCUGAUGAAGGACGGAGCAUUGGUGCAUGUCUACGACCCCAAAGUGGAGAUUGCAGAUGCCCUGCAAGAGUUCAAGUAUCACGACAUAGAGGUGAACCAGAGCCAGUUCAUCUUCACCAAAAGUCCAGAGGAAGCUUGCGAUGGUGCACAUGCCAUCAUUGUUCUCACGGAGUGGGACGAGUUCAAAUCCUAUGAUUAUGAAGUGUUCUAUCAAAAGAUGAUGAAGCCAGCGUUCCUUUUUGAUGGACGCAACAUGCUGGAUCACAAGGUCCUCGAGGAGAUAGGUUUCGAAAUGCAUGCUUUGGGCAAGGCGCGUACAGCCAAGAAUCGUAGCAGCGAACAGGAUUUUGUGCUGCGUGCCAGCAGUGCCUACCUCGAUGACAAGCUAGGAGCCUAUCCCUGA
This is a messenger RNA of Symbiodinium necroappetens, 13425 nucleotides long. NCBI's taxonomy places the organism in Eukaryota, Dinophyceae, Suessiales, Symbiodiniaceae. The record is from the annotation of a GenBank genome assembly.